UCGUCUUUUACAUUUUUUGCAUCAGCCGCUUUCCCCCUUCUCUCUCUCUCAGACGCAGGAAUGGCCGGCGCAGCUGCAUUGGCCAACACAGCCGGCUCGGUCACCCCGUCCACAGCAUCGACAGCAUCAACAGCAUCAACAGCAACGGCCCGCCGUGCCAGGCCAGCCAACCGCCCCAAGAAAGGUGGUCGGACAGAGACGCAGCAGACCAUCCGCCAGUCGGCCUUGACCAAGAAGCACUGGGACAGCGUCGUGUUUGACUGGCAGCAGCGGCUCUUUGACGAUGCCGUCGGGAUCCACGUUUUGCACGAGGCCUGCAGCUUUUUCACUCCCGAGACCUACGAUGCCGUCGUCGUCGAGCGAAGCACCGAGAAGCUCUGUGGCUACUCGCUCUGCGACCGGCCCUGCCAAAGCCUCAAGGGACGAUACCGCAUCUCGACCAAGGAGGCCCGCGUCUAUGACAUAACCGAGCUCAAAAUGUUCUGCUCGUCGCAGUGCCUUGUGGCCUCCAAUUACCUCAAGGCUCAGCUCCAUGCCGACCCGCCCUACAUGCGCAACAUGUCCAUACCCAUGACCUUUGACAUCAUCCCCAAGGAUACUGAUCCGCGCCAUCACCAUUUUCCGACAGCGAGCGCUUCCACCACCCAAUCCGGCAGCGGGUCAGGCGAGGCCCUGUCGGCAUUCGUGCGGGACAUGAUGGAGGCUCUGCCGGGGUUUGACGGCGGCCUGGCGAUCCGAGAAAACGACCCCUCUGCCUCCAAAAUCUCGGACCCACUACCGAUCGCCCAUUUCGAUGCGAUCGAGGGCUACCGGAGCCAAUAUCUCGACAAGAAAUCCACAGAACCUGAUGCUGGCGACUCAGCCCAUCAGCAGAAAGACGUGGAUCGGUCUGGAAGCCAGACGGAAUCGCAGCCCGUCGACCAGUCAGCCGGAAGCACCGCAAAUGGACCAGCGGCUCGUCCAGACAGCGAACAAGUCCUCGGUAUCGGAGACAAGCCACCAAGGAAUCGGCAAGCCCCAGCUGCUGAGCGGAGCGUGCGCUUUGCAUCCGACAAUCAGGUCAUUGAAAUCCCUGCCUCUGGCAAGUCCAAGCCCCUCAAGACCUCCAAGUGGCAGUCCCAAGUGCUGGAUCGAUCCUUGGCUGAUGAGCUGAUUCCCGAUCGCGGCCAGGUGACAGUGGCGGACACCACGGUCCGGCCUGAAGAGGCUCAGCUCAUCGAGCGUGCUGACACAGCCCUGCCCAAGGUACUGCGGGGCCGAGCUGUGCUGAAACAGAGGCCACCGCACGAACCCGACAGCGACGACGACGACGACGACGACGAAAGCGACAACGAAGGCGAUGGCGAUAGUGCCCACAGUGUCGCGAGUGACCCUGGACCUGACGGCAACGACAGGAAAGGGGCAGUUGUUGUGCAGGAGCACGGCGACGGGGACAAAAGUGAGAGCGGUGAUGGCAGAAGCCGGACCAAGGUCGCAAACGACGACGACUGCGAUGACGAGGACAAACAUAGCAGAGGCAAGCAUGGCGACGACAGUCAUGGCGAUCAUGAUGACGAUGACAAAGUCGACCAAGACGAGGGCAGGGACAGAGACAAGAAUGAUGAGGAUGAGGACGACGACCAAGACGAUGACGGCCGUAUGCCCUUGAACCUCGAUGUGUUGAUGCGGCCGUCCAAGAUCCAGGUGCCGCAGCUGACGCUCUUUGGAAAGAUAUGGAUCCUGAUGGACGAGAUGAUCACACCGGACACACGCACAUGGCUGCAGACCGACGAGGAGCUGGUCCACUUUGAGACGGACCAGAACGAGCUGCUGCGGAAGGACCUGUUCAGCGAGAAGAUGAUGAAGAUACUGCCACUACUGCUCCGGCAGUGCCAUGUGUCUGUCGUCGUCCAGGACGACCUGCUCUCCCUCAUCAAAACCAUGUCGAUCAACCAGACGGUCAGUGGCCUGACCUUCACCGAAGAAUACGCCGUCUGUGCGAUUCUUGCGAUGCUGCUCUGCAGAAAGGUCGCUGCCCUCAAAGACCAGCUCGAUCGACCGGCGCACUGGAAGGCCAUCGCCGAAAAAUGCGGUCUCACCGUCGAGCAUCUGCACACAUUUGCCGCCCUGGUCAAAUGAGCACCGCCGUCCCCACGCAGAUCCGCUCCAUUCCGCCCCGCUCCGUCUCACCUGUCUGCAGUGCCCCCCCCCGUCUCUUGUGCUCCUUCCUGCUGAUGGUCCAAUCCGUCCGGCCAGGGUCGGUAAUGAACACAUGUGUUUUGCCCCA
This is a messenger RNA of Polychytrium aggregatum, 2266 nucleotides long. Its product is annotated as Rtr1/RPAP2 family-domain-containing protein. Gene Ontology annotation, cellular component: nucleus; cytoplasm. Bases 61 to 2118 code for a protein of 685 amino acids. Lineage: Eukaryota; Fungi; Chytridiomycota; Chytridiomycetes; Polychytriales. The record is from RefSeq and is a predicted model, not a curated record. Gene Ontology annotation, molecular function: RNA polymerase core enzyme binding; RNA polymerase II CTD heptapeptide repeat phosphatase activity. The transcript is spliced from 7 exons.